This is a messenger RNA of Medicago truncatula (barrel medic), 1139 nucleotides long. RefSeq names its product protein STRICTOSIDINE SYNTHASE-LIKE 10. Gene Ontology annotation, cellular component: endomembrane system. The transcript has 3 exons. The record is from RefSeq and is a predicted model, not a curated record. Lineage: Eukaryota; Viridiplantae; Streptophyta; Magnoliopsida; Fabales; Fabaceae. The coding region runs from base 9 to 986 and encodes 325 amino acids. Gene Ontology annotation, molecular function: hydrolase activity.
UCUUAAACAUGGACUCCAAAUACAGCCUCCCUGCUGCAACUUUUCUCACACUCUUCUGCAUUUUCACACUCUUUUCACCGGUUCUCGUUGCUGGAUCAAUGCACAACCUCCAUUCUGCUCGGUUACUCCACGUCACUAGAGCCAUAGGGCCGGAGAGUCUUGUUUUUGAUAGUCAUGGUGGAGGUCCAUACACCGGCGUGGCGGAUGGUCGGAUUUUGAAGUGGAAAGGAAAGAAACGUGGUUGGACUGAAUUUGCUGUCACGAGUUCCAAUAGGUCACAAUGUGUGCGUCCAUUCGCACCAAAGUUAGAGCAUAUUUGCGGGAGGCCACUAGGACUAAGGUUUGAUAAGAAAAAUGGAGAUUUAUACAUUGCUGAUGCCUACCUUGGUCUCAAAGUAGUAGGAGCUGCAGGAGGUUUGGCCACCCAAGUAGCAACUGAAGCCGAAGGUCAUCCUUUUCACUUCACCAAUGAUUUGGACAUCGAUGAAAAUGAAGGUGUUAUUUACUUCACUGAUUCAAGCACAGUCUAUGAGAGAACGCAAUAUACACUUUUACUUGUUAGUGGCGACAAGACUGGGAGGUUAAUGAAAUAUGAUAAGUCAACCAAAGAAGUGAAGGUCUUAUUAAGAGGCCUUGCUUUUCCUAAUGGUGUUGCUUUAAGCAAAGAUGGUUCAUUUCUUCUGGUAGCUGAAACCUCAAAUUGCAGAAUUCUUCGGCUUUGGCUUCAUGGACCAAAAGCUGGUAAAGUCAGUACUUUUGUUGAUCUUCCAGGUUUUCCCGACAAUAUAAGGAGAAAUUCAUAUGGUCAGUUUUGGGUUGCUUUGUAUUCAUCAGCUGUAAAGCUGAGUGAUGAAGGAGAAAUAUUAGAAACCUUAGAAGAUUUCGAAAGGAAGACCAUGAAGAACAUUAGUGAAGUGGAAGAGAAAGAUGGAAAACUUUGGAUUGCAUCGAUAGUAACGCCUUAUAUUGGUGUUUAUAGUUUAUGAGCAUGCAGUAUAUUACGUUAGUGUGUACAUGUCCCAUACAAGGGACAAUUUUAUGUUUUUAUUAGUAUUUAUAUGUUCAUUUUAAAGUAUUGUAUGAAAUAUAUUAGUGUGUACUGAUGCAAUGCAAUAUAUUAUUGGCAAUUAUAUGAUGAA